Betta splendens (Siamese fighting fish) is the source of this 1134-nucleotide messenger RNA. Its product is annotated as leucine repeat adapter protein 25-like. NCBI's taxonomy places the organism in Eukaryota, Metazoa, Chordata, Actinopteri, Anabantiformes, Osphronemidae. The transcript is spliced from 2 exons. The record is from RefSeq and is a predicted model, not a curated record. The coding region runs from base 136 to 615 and encodes 159 amino acids.
GUGCCGCACAAAGCCAGGAAGGAAUGCCUUUAAAGCACCGGUGGUGGUUUUCAUGCAGUGGCACAGUGAGGAGGAGAUGCCGACACCGGACCACGGACGCGCCUCCCGUGACACUCGCGCAGGGACCGCGGCGUGAUGAGCUUGGUGCCGAGCGGCGCUGCGGACAGUCCGGGGCUCGGCGUCCUCUCAGCGGAGGGGCUGCCUCCGCUGCCCAGAAGCCUGAGCCGCGUCCUGAGCUCCGGCGGGGAACCACGGAGAGACACGGGCGACGGAGCGCGCAGCCGGAGCGACGCGGACGCGACGCACGCUCCGAGCCAACUGGGAGGACUGGGCGCUGGACUGGGCGCUGCACUGGCGCUGCUGCGGAAGGAGAUGGUGGACCUGCGUCAGCUCGACGUGACUCUGCUGGGCCAGAUGUGGUCUCUCCACGAGGACAUCCAGGAGUACAAAAACUCCUCCCUUCUGUCUGAUGCUGCAUACUCUGAGGAAGAGGAGGAAGAGGAAGAUGAGAAAGGAGUCAUUGCACAUGGACCUCUGUCAUCAUCCUUAUCUCUGCCUCCACCCAGUAGUAACUGCAGCGACCAGUGGAUCAAAGACUCCUUUAAUGCUCCCUGAUAACAAAACAGAAGCUCACUGUGAUACAUGGAAACAUCUUGACUGUGUUCGUUCAACAUCUCUUGUUUUAUGCCAUGUCUUAUCCAGUUAAUUUAUUCAGCUAAAGCAUUUUACUGCAGCAGCUUCUAAACUUACCAGACUUCAAAUCUUCAAAGCCGAAAUAAGAAUAAAUAAGAAAAUCCAAAGCAGACAGAGACUUAGGUUCAGACAUGUUUACACCAUCUACCUGUUAAUACCUGCUGCUUAAGCAAGAAGCGUGGCAUCGAAACAUAUUAACGUUUAUGAGUUACAGGUCUGAAGCAACAGUGACGCGUCGCCAGAUAAUGUGCAUGUGCAAUAUGUUCCCUUGUGAGUUAUUGCAAAAUCAUGGAACAUGGCUCACUGUGCACGUUUGUGUCGACUAUUGGAAAACAGUGCUGGGAGAUUUCACAGUGUUAAGAUGGAAAUGUCCUGUGUCCAGUGCUUUGUUCUUGUAACUCAGCGCUGUCAAUAAACGGCCUCUGCAUGAGUCAUGCUGAA